Molecule: messenger RNA, 471 nt
Organism: Paraglomus brasilianum
Lineage: Eukaryota; Fungi; Glomeromycota; Glomeromycetes; Paraglomerales; Paraglomeraceae
Source: the annotation of a GenBank genome assembly
AUGUCGCUAACCGAAGAAUACAACAUAGCUCACAGUCGAGUCGAACUUAAAUUUUCGUGCCAAGAUCUCCCAGACUUGGAUUACCUUUCUAAAACUGACGCACAAAUAUUCCUCGAGGUUUACAACCCAAAGAUAAAAUCAUGGGUCGCCCAUCCUUGGCGGUCAGACAUUGUGGACAAUUCCUUAAAUCCAAAGUUUGUAAAAGGGUUUGAAAUAGAUUUCUUCUUUGAAGAGUUGCAAAAGUUAAAAUUUAUUGUAGUGGACGUGGAUAAACCAAAGCAGCCUGAAUGGAGAGCACAAGAAUUUGUUGGAACUUUUGAAUGCGACCUGGGAUCUAUUGUCGGAAGUCCCGGUGGUAAAAUUCUCGGCUCACUAAAAGACCCAAACCAUCCCAACAAGGAUAGAGGCAAAAUAAUCGUUACGGCUGAAGAAUUGAUCGAAAACAAGACAGAGGCAAGGCAUGGAUUUUAG